Messenger RNA from Botrytis deweyae, 1185 nucleotides. RefSeq lists its product as uncharacterized. Gene Ontology annotation, cellular component: plasma membrane; eisosome filament. The record is from RefSeq and is a predicted model, not a curated record. The transcript has 2 exons. Gene Ontology annotation, molecular function: lipid binding. The coding region runs from base 1 to 1185 and encodes 394 amino acids. Gene Ontology annotation, biological process: eisosome assembly; negative regulation of protein kinase activity; endocytosis. NCBI's taxonomy places the organism in Eukaryota, Fungi, Ascomycota, Leotiomycetes, Helotiales, Sclerotiniaceae.
AUGUUGCGACGGGCAAAUUCCAGCAGAGGUUCUGGAUCUGGCGAGAAAAAUAAUCCUUUAAAGCAUUUGUUCGCACCCAAUCAUCCUUUGUUCCACCCUCGUCGUCGUGGCAUUCGACCCAUUUUCAAUUACGCUGAUCGUCACGUUAAAAUUAUAGUCACUAACUUUAUUACUGUCAGGAAUCGAGCACUAUCAGUUCGCUCCUCAGGGGGCAAAUCUUCAUCCAAAGAUACCUUAUCCUCCAAACAUUUCUCCCUCUCUUCCCUUCGUGGAAUCAAUCAACCAGAUCUCUCGAAGAAACUUUACAAACUCAUCAAAACCGAAAACAAUCUCAUUACAGCAUAUGAAACGGCAGGCAGAGAACGUAUUUCGAUUGCUACUCAACUUUCCGAAUGGGGUGAAUCCACUGACGACGAUGCGAUUUCGGAAAUCUCGGAUAAGAUUGGAGUUUUAUUGAGCGAACUAGGUGACCAGGAAGAUUAUUAUGCACAUAGUCUGGAUGACUCAAGAGGAGUGUUGAAAGCGAUUCGAAAUACUGAGAAGAGUGUUCAGCCAAGCCGGGAUCAUAAACAUAAAUUGGUAGAACAAAUUGCUAAAUUACGGGCCAAGGAACCUCAAAGUGCUACAUUGGUUACAUUGGAGCAAGAGUUGGUCAGAGCAGAAGCAGAACAAUUGGUUGCUGAGGCUCAAUUAACAAAUAUUACAAGAAAGAAGAUCAAGGAAGCAUAUGAUGCAGAAUUUGCUGCCACCAUUGAAAGAGCAGAGAAACAAAUCAUCCUUGCUCGUCAUGGACGUCGACUCCUCAAUCUCCUUGAUGAUACACCAAUCGUACCGGGAAAUAUUCGUCCAGCCUUUGAACACACUGAACAAGCCCGACAAAUUCUCAAUGAUGCCGAGGAUGAUCUUCGAGAUUGGCAAUUGGAUGAGGAAGAACUUCAGUCACAUGGUAACUUGGAUUCUGGUGCAAUGCGUCAGGAAGGUGCUGAACAUCAACAAGCUCAAAACGUAGAAGGUUCUGUUGUUGGGACUGAGGAUGGUUAUCGUCAUGAAGGAGUUCAAUCGGAAAUUGGUGAGAGUAGGAUCAGUAGUGGACAACAAAUUCCGGGAAGUUAUGCUCCUAGUGUUACGGGAACUUCAGUCACAACUGGUCCGAUGGAGACAAAUGAGGCUAAUAGGGUUGCUUAA